Molecule: messenger RNA, 6221 nt
Organism: Trichoplusia ni (cabbage looper)
Lineage: Eukaryota; Metazoa; Arthropoda; Insecta; Lepidoptera; Noctuidae
Product: diacylglycerol kinase eta
Exons: 22
Coding region: 218-5212 (1664 amino acids)
Biological process (GO): diacylglycerol metabolic process; lipid phosphorylation; intracellular signal transduction
Molecular function (GO): ATP-dependent diacylglycerol kinase activity; protein binding
Source: RefSeq, a predicted model, not a curated record
ACAAAUGGUUCGUGCGUUGUCCUCCAGAUGUCGCUAUUCGCCGUUCAGGGUUGUUUUGUUUUCAGCGGCGGCGGUCUGUCACUAUUGUCAUGGCGUUCGCGUGAAAUGUCACCGAGCUAGCGAAUAGUUUAUACAAUGUAAAUUAUAAGCUUAUUCUGUAUGAUGUAGUUGUGUUUGAUGUGUGCCGGGUGUGUGGUGUGCGAACGCCCGUGGAGUGAUGUCAGUGGCCGGCGGGUAUGCGGCCGCGGAAGAUAAAAAACCAGGUUAUUGUGAGGACAGCACGGACAGCGACAAUGACACCGAGAGGAAGCGCCUCUUACGGAGGAUCUCCACAAGCAAGUGCGUCGGAAGACUUCCCGUGGUCAAGGAGGGUUACCUGAUGAAGCAGACGCGCAGCUUCCAGCGAUGGCAGCGCCGGUACUUCAGGCUGCGCGGGCGCACGCUGUACUAUGCCAAGGAGAAGGACUGUCAGCUGUGGGACGAGUGCGAAUUAGAGGACGCCACUUUCGCGGAGUGCAGCACCAACAACGCGAAAAACAGUUUCCAGGUGAUAACAGCGAGUCGUUGCCUGGUGCUGUGCGCGGACAGCCGCAGCGAGAUGGAGUCGUGGGCGGGCGCGCUGCGCGGGGCGCUGCACCGCGGCGCCGACGUCGCGGACCUGGUCGCGCGACUGUCCUCCGGUGACCAUCACUGGUACGCAGCGACGCACGCUCGGCCGACCUUCUGCAACGUGUGCCGCGAGCCGCUCGGCGCGCUCGGCACUGCGCACGCGCUCGCCUGCGAGCUCUGCAAGUACAAGGCGCACAAGCGGUGCGCGUCGCGGGCGCCGCCGUCUUGUAAAUGGAGUACGCUUGCCUCGCUAGGACCUCAUGUCGUGGAAGAUGCUGAAGGGAACAUAAUAAUGCCGCAUCAAUGGCUGGAGGGGAAUCUGCCGGUGGCGGCCAAGUGCGACGUGUGUGAUAAAACCUGCGGUUCAGUGCUCAGAUUGCAAGACUUCAGAUGCGUGUGGUGCCGGCGCUGCGUGCACGCGGCGUGCAAGCCGACGUGGAGCGCGUCGUGUUCGCUGGGGCCGGCACGCGCGUCGGUCGUGCCGCCAACACGCCUGCACUCCGUCGGGCCCGACGACGCCUGGGUGCCUGACCGACCGCCCAAUGCAAGCCCACUUAUAGUGUUCGUUAACUCCAGAUCAGGUGAUAACCAAGGCGUGAAGUUCCUGCGUCGCUUCAGACAGCUGCUGAACCCGGCUCAGGUGUUCGAGUUGAGUGGGGCGGGGCCUCGGCUAGGCCUGCGUCUGUUCAGGCACUUCGCCCCCCUCAGGGUGCUGGUAUGCUCUGGUGAUGGGUCGGUCGGCUGGGUGCUGCAGGAGGUCGACAAACUGGAUAUGCAUCGUCAGGUCCAGACAGCAGUACUGCCUCUAGGCACCGGCAACGACUUGGCCCGAGUGCUUGGCUGGGGAGCCUCCUGUGAUGACGCCGCCAACCUGCAGCAGCUCAUAGAGCGAUACGAGAGAGCUUCCACUAAGAUGCUAGACAGGUGGUCGAUAAUGACAUUCGAGCGCGCUCUGUCGGCGCCGCCGCCUCCGCCCGUGCCGCCUGAUCUGAUGGAGGAAAGCUCGCUGCUUAUGAACCUACAGGAUAUCAUGCAGGCUGGUGAAGUAAGUUGUGCUGCCAGCACGUCUCUCCGCGCGGGCUGCUCGCGGCUGGCGGCGGCGGGGGAGCGCGCGGGGGGCGGGGCGGCGCGCGCCGCUCACCGCCUGCGUCGCGCCGUGUCGCUGCUGCUGCACGCGCGCGCGCAUCUCGCGCACGACCAUGCGCGCUGCAAAUCGUGGGAACCAGUAGAGACGACCAGCGACAGCGAGCCUGAAGCACAACCAGUUGCCGAGAAGGGCAGCAUCGAAAAGACUGAAAAGGAACAACUGAAUUGGGCAGUACGCGGGUGCGCGCUGGCGGGCCGAGCUGACAGUGUCAAGCGCGCGUUGCGGUCACUCCUGCGCACUCUUACUCAAGUGUACCCGCAGGGCGUAUCACAAGAAGUGGACUCGUGCGAUACGUGCGACACGUGCGAGAGCUCCGUGGCGGGCGGGCCGGCGGUCGCGGCCGCGGGCGCUCCGCCCUCCGCUGGGGGGGCUCCGGAGGUCGCCGCGCUGCCGGUGCCGCGAGCCUUCGCUGACAGCCGCCGAUCAUCUGCUGCUAGUGCUAUUUCUGCCGCCUCACUGCAUCCAGACAACAUUCCAGACGUAGAUGAAGAUAUAGUUAAAUUAAUAAGUUCGAACCCACCGGAAAGCUUCAAUUUAGAAGUGGACAACAAAGCGGAACGCAGCAAGACAAGUUCCGCGUCGCCUCAGGACCGGCUCUCGCUGUCAAACCUCUCCUCCUGUGAUACUAGUUCCUGCAAGAACCUCCUGAGGCCAGAACUGGAGCGCACAUAUAAUAGUAGUAGUCUUACCAUACCUAACCUAGUUGUCUCUGAUGAUAGCGAUAAGAGAUCGAUAUUACAGGGAGAUACUUAUGAAUCGGACCAAUUGACUAUAAUAGACAUCGACAAACCGUAUACUGACGACGUGCACUUCGAGAUGAGUGCGAGGGUGACGCCGGCCAGCGGCGAGUGCACGCCCGACCGGCGCCUCUCCAGCGUAGACUUAGAGAUCGAGGCCAGUAGUUCAGAGGGGUCCAACAUUAGCGACGACUUUAGUUUAAUAUCGGAAAUCAUUGAAGCGAAACCAGAGGAGAUCGAGGAAGCGGGCGGUAUCGGACACAUCGACUCCCCAGAAAUGUCCGAAACCACUUACGUCAACUCUGAGACCUUACACGGAGAGUCCAUUAUGGACGACAUCAGCUCCAUGCUCGGACAAGAAGUACUGUUGGCGAUGAUGGGGAAGAAUGGAGAAAACGAAACUUACACCGAUGACACAACCUUAUUCACAUCUGACACUGUGUCCGACAUCGCGAUGGAUAGCCGAAAUCCAAGCUUGGAGAAAAACAACGAAGCUAAACUUAAAUACAUAACGAAAGUCAAGAAACCAAAAGAAGUAGAAGUAGAGAAGUUUGGUUUUGAAAAUAGAGUAUUCUACAUCGAAAACGCAACGAAAGCAGAGGAACAAGUGAAGUACUGCAGCUUAGCACAUUUCGAGGAAGGAAACGACAUAGCCAGGAAAUCUUUUAAGAAGCAAUUUAAGAAGAGUCUUAAAAAACGUGUGAUGGAAGAUGUGAGUUUAAUUCAUCUUCUUCCAAAAACAUCCGAAGAAAAGCUCAGAAGCGGUGAAAAGGGUGAGUCCCACAAUUAUUUGGAAACACCAAAACUUGCUUUUGACGACCACACAGAUGUUUCAGACGUAACGGGUUUUCCACAAGUAAGCGUCGUGGUAGAACCUCCUUCACCGUCACACAGUGAAGAUAAGAAGAGCUUGAAGACUUGUCCGAGCCGCAUGGCAUCAGUAUUGAGUGAUAUUUUUGAUCAGGGAACGGAUACUCUCAGUGUGAAUUCUCCAGAGCCAAGUAUUGGCAGUACUAGAGAGCGGAGACAGUCGGACAAUCCUAGGCUCUUGGGGCAGACUGACCCGGAGUACGGCAAGUUCCUGAGCUGUUCUCCGGCAGCCACGCGCAGGAUAUCAUGCGGCAGUCUCUUCAAACCAGGAGAGCCCGAUAAAUUAUCCACAUCGGUGUCAUCAAUAUGGGGUGAGGGUGGCGCAAACUCAGGGCUUGGUUCCAAAGAGGCAAACGAAAAGGCAAAGAAGCUGCCGAUCAUCAACCCGUUAGUCCAACUGCCGGCGUGGCCUCAUGUCACACAAGGAUUCAUCAGCCAGUGUCUGCUAGCAAACGCUGACGCCCUCUGCGCCGCCGUCAGUCCUCUCAUGGACCCUGACGAAACACUACUAGAAGGAUUCUACGAAAGAGCUGUGAUGAACAACUACUUCGGUAUUGGAAUCGACGCGAAGAUAACGCUAGACUUCCACAAUAAGAGAGAGGAACAUCCAGAGAAGUGUAGAUCCAGGGCCAGGAACUACAUGUGGUAUGGAGUGCUUGGCUCCAAGGAGUGGGUGAACAGGACUUACAGACACUUAGGUCAACGGGUACAGCUAGAGUGCGACGGCCAGAGGAUACCUCUGCCAGAACUGCAAGGUAUUGUGGUUCUGAACAUACCUUCAUUCAUGGGCGGCACCAACUUCUGGGGAGGUACCAGAGCUGAUGAUAUCUUCCUCGCUCCUUCGUUUGAUGAUCGAAUUCUUGAGGUCGUAGCAGUUUUCGGAUCGGCUCAAAUGGCAGCAUCCCGUCUGAUAAACCUGCAGAAGCACCGCAUAGCGCAAUGCCGCGCGGUCCAGAUCAACAUCCUCGGUGAAGACUGUGUCCCGGUGCAGGUGGACGGCGAGGCCUGGCUGCAGCCCCCCGGCUGCGUCCGGAUCAUACACAAGAACAGAGCCCAGAUGCUGUGCCGGUCCAGAGCCCUCGAGACUAGUCUUAGAACGUGGGAUGAGAAGCAGCAGCUGAAGGCGCACGCGCUGGCCGGCUCCGGCGCAGGCGCAGGGCUCGGCAGUCCGCGAGUCGCACUCUCUGCGGCCGAGAACUCGCAAUUGUUGGCCUUGCUCGACGAUAUCAAUACGCUGGUUAAACAUGUCAAACUAUCAUGUAUAAGCGAGACGUCUGCCAGCGGCGGCGUAUCGCACGGCGUGUCACUCGCGCGGCGGGUCGCGGCGCACGCGGACGCGCUGCAGGACGCCGACGGCAAGCUCCUGCCCGCGCCGCAGCUGAGGCGACUGCUAGCUACGCUGCGAGUUAAACAAAUUACUUAUGUUUUGUGUAUGAAGGUCGAAAGCUGCCACGAACUAGUAGAGAGCGGUGGCAUAAGCGGCGCAGGCGCCGGAGCCGCCGCGUCCUUACGAGCUCACCUGGCACGAGCAACACUUCACGAUGGAUACGCCUUCCUACAAACCGAUGAGGUCCAAAAGAAAGGCAGUCGCUGGCUGAGAGGCCGACGAAGCGUAUCCGAAGGCCCGACGCCGACGUUCACCGCCGCUCAGGUCCGCUCAUGGGGAGUAAAGGAGGUCCAGACCUGGCUGGAGUCGCUUCAGCUCAACGAGUACGCUGAGGCCUUCGCUAAGCACGACGUCACAGGAAGGGAAUUGCUGUCGCUUGCGAGGAGGGACCUGAAGGAUCUCGGUGUCACCAAGGUAGGACACGUCAAGAGGAUCCUACAAGCUGUCAAGGAGCUGCAGUGACGACGGCGAGGCCGCUCCGAAGGGGAUGGCCUUGCUUAAAUGAUCUGAAUGAUCUGAUUUUUCUUCCAUAAACAGAUUUUUGAUUAAAUAGCGUAACGUUCUAAAAUUGUCCUUAAAUAUUACCAGAGUUUACCCACCUAUUUAAAUAUAAUAUUUUCAUCUAUAGAAUAAUGAAUAGUGAUGUAUCUUAUUUGAAAACUAUAUAUUUGAUGUAGGGGAUGUAAGUAGAUGAUAAUAUACUCAUGAAUGAAGGAAAAUCAGAGCAUUGUUUUCAAACGUGGAGCUUUGAUAUCCCUUUUUGAGUUAUAACUGUGUGAUUAACGAUAGCGUCACGCGACGCCAUUUUGAAGGCGGUAUUUCAAUCGGAAUUACUCCGUACAAAGUUAAAAAAUAAAUACGAUAUUCUUUCUGUAAGUUUUAACACUCAGUACAUCAUAAAUAAUAUUUUUGCAAUAAACUUCUAAGUUUACUUCAAAUAUUUUAAUUGGAUAAUUAGUCAAUUGUUUGACUAGUUUUUCGUACAUUGAACGAACUGCAUAAUAUUGUUAAAAUAAAAUUAUAAUAAAACGUAUUCAUUUCUGUUAAUGAUACAUAAAAUGUUUACAUAGAUAUUUAAAGUUACCGCUAAGACCAAAAGCAAUUCUACGAAAGAGAUUCUGUAUUUUCUUAGAAAUUCAGAAGACUGACGAUUUUUGGAAUAGUUUCAAACUUUUCGUGAUUUAAAUGUUUCGAAACGAAUUUCAAAUUGACUCAAAUCUAAGACCAUGAGUCUCGUAUAUGUAUAGUAUAAAUAAAUAUAAUAUUCUACAUUAUUCAUAAUAUUUUCUAAUGAAUUUAAUAGAUAUCUAUCAUCGAAUAUUUCUACCUCUGUUAAAAACUUCUUACUUGAAACCUUCUUUUUCUAAAAAGCUAUCUUUGUUACGAUUUAUCCAACAGCUAUCUCUCAGUUACUAAUGAAUCUAUUUUCGUUUCAUAAAUGUCUUUAAAGUAACAAAUAAAAGAAAUUUAA